UCCAAAGCUCGGAUUCCAAAAUUCUCGUGCACUGGUAUGCUCAAUGUAAAACAAAUCUACUACGUGCGUAUUCCAUGGACAAAGUCACCUUUCCCAAAGUAUUCAAGUUGGACGAAGCUAGGGAGGUCGCAGUCGAGGUUACCCAUUCGUAUAGCGGUAUAUACUCGCGUAUAUACUUGAAUGCACUGUGCGCAGAUGCCCAUCGUAACGGCUUUACUCUCUCGCAAAGAGGAGAGGACGAUCUUCUAGAGAUGGAUCAACGACCUCCGACACAGGAUGCCUAUCUACGGACGCGGCUUCUCGAGGAUCGAUUCGCCGUUGACUCGCUCGAGCGGAGAUCAUUCCGUUGCGAUACCUACACAUAUAUUUCCCGGUACAUGCAGGGUCCGUGCACGUCCCUACGUCGCACGAUUCCGUUAUAGACGUUAGUCCAGC
Vespa velutina is the source of this 435-nucleotide messenger RNA. RefSeq lists its product as uncharacterized. Bases 75 to 422 code for a protein of 115 amino acids. The record is from RefSeq and is a predicted model, not a curated record. The transcript has 3 exons. Lineage: Eukaryota; Metazoa; Arthropoda; Insecta; Hymenoptera; Vespidae.